CUAAGUCAGAUCAGUCGACUUGCUGCGGCCGUACCUGCCGUUAGCGCACAAUGCAACGGACCUUCAGAGAUUAAAUCGUCUCGACACCAACCCUCCUCCCCCACCCCUCUCAAGUCGCGUCUCUUCUCUUCGUCUCUUUGCACCCCUGCCAACCCCUUCAUUACGCGCCUCGCUUUCACUCCCUACCUCCGGAUAUCACUUAUCCGCUCUGUUUCGCGUCCCUCGUACGCGAGGACCACCUCGGUGACUUGACAUCCAACGGCUAUAGCGGUACGUCCUCCAGGAUGUCGCACGACAAUUUGGGAUUUACGUCGAGCACGGAAGUUCUACAAGAUCUGAAAAACUCUUCCUCAUCUAAGGAGUGUCAAAGUUACGGAUCGAGUAAGAAGAAUGACGGUAUUUAUGUUCUGGAACUCGAAGAAAAGAAGAAGAAUGGAGAGAGGAAGGAGAAGGAAGAUGAUUAUGACCCAUAUAAUUAUAGAGUAGUGGAGCAUCCGACUACCAAUGCAGAGACUAUGCUUCAUCUGCUGAAGGGUAGUUUGGGUACCGGCAUCCUCGCGAUGCCGAAGGCUUUCCACAAUGCCGGAUACGUAAUCGGUCUGAUAGCUACACUCAUCAUAGGACUUCUUUGUAGCUAUUGCAUGCGAAUUCUCGUUAGUUCGGAGUACGAACUGUGCAAGAGAAGAAGGGUACCGUCCAUGACGUAUCCGGCGACCGCAGAAGCUGCUCUGCUCGAAGGACCGAGGGUCCUCAGACGGUUUUCUACAGCUUUUAUACAUGUAAUAAACGCCUUCUUGUUAAUCUAUCAGAUGGGUACCUGCUGCGUCUAUAUGGUUUUUAUUGCUAAAAAUCUAGAGUCGGGGUUGAGCACAUUUGUCAAAUUGGACUUGAACGAGUACAUAGCGAUUCUCCUGUUACCCUUGAUCUUAGUUAAUUACAUCAGAAAUCUUAAAUUCUUGGCACCGUUCUCGACGCUAGCAAAUAUCAUUUUAUUUGCUGGAUUUGGUAUUAUACUUUACUAUAUUUUUCGAGAGCCGCUUACCUUUGAACAUCGUGUAACAUUUGGAAAUGUAACGAAUUUUCCACUCUUCUUCGGCACUGUUCUAUUCGCUCUUGAAGCUAUCGGCGUGAUCAUGCCGUUGGAAAACGAGAUGAAAACCCCUAAAACUUUUAUGAAGCCAUUCGGUGUGUUGAACGUUUCAAUGACUAUCAUAGUUGCAUUAUAUACUGCCUUGGGAUUUUUCGGAUACAUAAAAUUCGGCGAGAAAGUUGAGGGCAGUAUUACGCUUAACCUACCAAAAGAAGAGAAGUUGGGAAUUGCAGUGCAAAUACUUUUGGCCGUCGCCAUCUUCUUCACGCAUCCCAUUCAGUGUUACGUCGCUAUCGAUAUAGUGUGGAACGAGUAUAUCAGUCACUACAUGGAAAAGUUCCGUUUCAAGCUGUUGUGGGAAUAUGUAGUUAGGACUCUCAUAGUUUUAAUUACCUUUGGUCUGGCGAUCUCGGUUCCGGAGUUGGAGCUCUUCAUAUCACUAUUCGGCGCGUUUUGUCUGUCGGGUCUGGGACUGGCUUUUCCAGCAAUCAUACAAAUAUGCGCCUUUUGGAAAGUGAUGGGACCGACCGAGAGGAAGAUUAUGGUUGCGAAAAAUAUGUGUUUAAUACUGAUCGGAGCUUUGGGCCUGGUCGUGGGUACUUACACGAGUCUCCACAAGAUCAUCGAAAAUUUCUCGUGAGGUAUUCGAAAACUUGUGUGAUAAAACAGUUAAACAGACUGGUGAAGUGACAGAGGGAAAGCGAAAGUGAACAGAAAUCGUUCUCAAUACGAGAAACGACGACGACGGUGUGAUACGUAGUUGAAGUUGUUCAUUGCUAAAUGCGAGUGCACCUAAAAAUACAAGGCACAUUCAGAGGCGCUAAGCCGAGGGACCGAAAUAACGUUAACUUCUAACGGCUCACAUCACACUUCGGCUUCUAUUUGUCGGGGACAGGAUGAAGUUCCUAAAGUGCAUUCAUUGGGUUCUUUUUACGCGUGAUAUAUAAGACUGCGAGUGAAGAUACGGACUGUACAAACGACUCGACGAGUUCUGGCUCGCGUCAGCGUUAGCGUCAAUUACGGUACAGCGAUAUAUAUAUGUAUAAAUAUGUAAAAAGGUUUUACCGUAUUAUAAAUAAAAAAGUUUUAUUUUCAUA
This is a messenger RNA of Monomorium pharaonis (pharaoh ant), 2187 nucleotides long. RefSeq names its product proton-coupled amino acid transporter-like protein CG1139. NCBI's taxonomy places the organism in Eukaryota, Metazoa, Arthropoda, Insecta, Hymenoptera, Formicidae. The transcript is spliced from 8 exons. Gene Ontology annotation, biological process: amino acid transmembrane transport. Gene Ontology annotation, molecular function: amino acid transmembrane transporter activity. Gene Ontology annotation, cellular component: vacuolar membrane. The coding region runs from base 285 to 1730 and encodes 481 amino acids. The record is from RefSeq and is a predicted model, not a curated record.